CGCACGCAUUAAGCAGACGGGUGCAAACCGCAGUUACUGCCACAGCAGCGAACAACGCGUGCUUUCAAAGACUGUAGAGAACACAGCGAUGUCUGAUUCUCAGGAACCGCCGGCUAAGAGGGCGCGGCUGGAGGCGGACGCUCCUUUCACUGGAGUAUCCUCCUUCGAUGCGCCAGGCUCGCCCGUCGAUGAUAUGGACUACGAUUUCUACGACACUACGCCUGUCAAACCUGCCGCGCUUUCUGCACCACAUGAUGGACCAUCAGCGUCGCUCACCGCGACUGCACCUGCUCCAUCGAGCUUCUCUAUGCCAGGACUCGGCUCCCUGGGCGACACCACCGUCACACAGCCAACAGCUCAGAUCGACGCAGACACUGUUAUGAACACCGCGGUGCAUGACGAAGGCGAGCUCAAAGAUGAGGAGGCCUUCAACCAUGAUGCGAGCGCAGUCGAGCCGCCUCUGGCCAAUCAGCUGCAGGCCCUGAACGAGGCUCCACAGCACGGUAAGCCGUCGCGUCCUGAGCUGCAUGCUGCGUCCCUGACACCCGCGCAAGAUGCUUCUGCAACUCUUACCACUACAUCGCCCGUCUUCGAUGUCGCAGAAACCGUGACAGAUCCCGCGCCAGCCGUCGAUGCACAAAUCAAGCAGGAGUCCGAAACUGCUGCUGCACCUGCUGAAGAAGCUCAAGAGCCCACAGCAGAUGAGAGCAAAGCCGAGUUCCUUCGCGUUGGUGAAGCGAACAAAGAUAACAAGGAUGCCGAGUGGCAGCUCGACUCAGAUGCCUCAGAUUCUUCCUCAGACUCGUCGAGUUCAGACGACAGCUCAGACGAUGAGGCAGAGGACGGAGAGCUUAUGGAUCCAGAGGAGAUGGUCCGCCUGUUGAUGGCAGAGUCUGCUGACGACGCUGGCGCUACCGGCAAAGCCAAGGUGAAGACUUUGAACGAGCUUGACGAACAGUACGAGAAGCCAGACAUCAAGGUUGAAAACGAAACACAAAUCACAGAACUGGGCAAGGUCGAGGCAGUUGUCGAUAACCUUGUCCUGGUGAAGGCCAACACCUCUGGCGACUACCAGGUGCUCGAGUCUGGAUCUGCACUCUGCCUUCGAGACUUCACUAUCAUUGGAAAGAUCUCUGAGCAGAUCGGUCGCGUCGAAGAGCCCAGAUAUUCUGUUGGCUUCAACGACCCUGCUGAGAUUGCAACUAUAGGCAUCACUAAAGACACAACCAUCUACUACGUCGACGCACACUCAACAUUUGUCUUCACGGAGCCCCUGCGCAACCAGAGGCACACCGACGCAUCAAACCUCCACGACGAAGAAACGAACGAGGUAGAAUUCUCCGACGACGAGGCAGAGGCUGAGUUCAAGCGACAGCAGAAGCAGGCCAAGAAGGCCAGGCAAGAAGCAAAGAACGAGCCAGAGCCAGAGCAGAAGCCAAUACCGACCGGACCAAGAGGGCACGUCGACAAGCCUGUGUCUUACUUCUCACCAGCCAAUGAAUACCAAGGCGGUGGACUCAAGUACAGCGACGACGAAGACGAAGAUCUGGGUAUGUACAAGCCGCUGGCACGGCCAAGUCAUUUCGAGGAAAUCGUCGGACAAGGUGCACCACUCGAAGAUCGCAGUCACGUUCGCAGAGGUAUGAUGCGAGGUCGAGGCGGAUGGGGCGACCGCGGUCGAGGCUUCCGUGGUCGAGGCAACUUUGGUGGUCGCGGCGACUUUGGCGGUGGAAGAGGUGACUUCAGUGGUGGUCGAGGAGGUAGAGGAGAUGCACGAGGUGGAAGGGGUGACAGAGGUGGUGGUGAUCGUGGUGGACGUGGCAACAAACAGGCUGACAGAGGGCGACCUCAGAAUCAGCAACAGGACAGCCGUCAGAUGAGUGUGCCACGCCCCGACAACAGAUCUGCCACGUCAGCUUCACCAGCUCGACAGCAAGAGCGCCAGCAGUCCUCUCAGCCACAACACUCUCCACCGGCGAAGAGCAAGAACAAGAACCGGAAGCAGCGACAGCGGGAGAAGCGCGAGCGCGAGGCACAAGAGAAGCAACAAAAUCAGCAGCAGCAGUCGCAGCAGCAGUCACAGCAGCAGCCGCAGAAACAACAGCAGCAGCUGCAGAAACAACAGCAGCAGCCGCAGAAACAGCAGCAGCAGCAGCAGCACGCCUCACCUGCACCUUCCGGCCCAUCAAAUGCUAACUCAUAUGCGACCAACAGCAGUACAGGUUGGCCGACUCAGUAUCCACAGCCAGCAGCGCCGGCAGCUACAUACCCUCCGGCUCCAGCACCUGCAGCUGCGGCAUCCUAUGCAAACCCUGCACAGUAUGCUCAGCAGCCUGCCACGCAGGCUCAGCCAAACCAGCAAGCAAACUGGGCUGCAUGGGCACAGUGGUUCCAAGUCGUUGGCGCCAUGAGCCAGCAAGGAGCACAAGCGCAGCAGCAGCCCCAGCCGCAGCAGUAUGUGCAACCGCAGGCGCAGGCACCACCACCACCACCACCACAGCCUCAAGCUCAGGCUCAGUACGGAUACCCACAACAGUGGCAGUAUCCGCAGAACGCUGCACCGGCACCGAACACGAAUGCACAGCAGGGCAACGCUCAAGCUGGAGCUCAGUCUCUGCAAGAUAUCCUUCGAGCACUCGGAGCUGGCGGCGGCGGCCAAGCUUAGUAGAUUGGCCACCAGUAUGAUUGACCUCAGUCGUUGGAAAGAUGUGGAUGUAAGAUUAUGCUGGAUAUGUGCUCGGGAAAGGAUUACGUUCGAAACUAUGUGCAGCUAGACCAGGAAUUCGUCGAUGGCAUGGUAUGUGUAGCUUCCAGCAAAGACUACCAUACGAUAGAGAGAAUACGAUGGUCGGUGCUGACAUGGGAUUUCGAUUCGAAUAUGCAAGCGCAGGACAGCAGCGC
This is a messenger RNA of Macroventuria anomochaeta, 2901 nucleotides long. RefSeq names its product NAF1-domain-containing protein. Gene Ontology annotation, molecular function: RNA binding. The transcript has a single exon. Gene Ontology annotation, biological process: ribosome biogenesis; box H/ACA snoRNP assembly; pseudouridine synthesis. Bases 89 to 2665 code for a protein of 858 amino acids. The record is from RefSeq and is a predicted model, not a curated record. Lineage: Eukaryota; Fungi; Ascomycota; Dothideomycetes; Pleosporales; Didymellaceae. Gene Ontology annotation, cellular component: sno(s)RNA-containing ribonucleoprotein complex.